Molecule: messenger RNA, 597 nt
Organism: Pollicipes pollicipes
Lineage: Eukaryota; Metazoa; Arthropoda; Thecostraca; Pollicipedomorpha; Pollicipedidae
Exons: 4
Coding region: 1-597 (198 amino acids)
Biological process (GO): tRNA wobble uridine modification
Cellular component (GO): elongator holoenzyme complex
Source: RefSeq, a predicted model, not a curated record
AUGUUCGAAGUAAGUAGGGAGCGUCCAAAGCCCUGUAACAACAGCGGGAGCAGCAGUGACGAAUGCAAAGGAGGCGACGACGAGGUUGCCAACUUCUUGCAACUGGAUCUAUCUCAGAGCCAGCUGCUGAGCAUCAGUGAGCAAUCCCCAGGAGAAGCAAGCUUUGUGCUGUGUCAUCUGAUCAAUACAGCACUGAGGGAGGAGAUCCCAGUAUGUGUCUUCGCACUGGACAAGCCUCCCUCCCAUUAUCGCCACAUGUGCGGCAAGUGCGGCGGUAGCGUGCGCCAAGCGGAGAGCACUGGCAGUCUAACGUUUGUCGACGGCGCCGAGAUGGCGCUGCAGGUGCUGCGUUCCGAGUGUGGUCCGCCCGCCGAGCGAGAGCGCACGCUGCGGCUGAAGGCGCUGUUCGAGCAGCUGGUGGAGGUGGCGGGCGUGCGGCCCGGCCGCGGCCUGCUGCUGCUGGACGGCCUGUCGCCGCUGCUUGGGCUGGGCGCCUCCGUGUCGGAGGUGCUGCUGCUGGUGCACCACCUGCUGGCCUGGAGCCGACGACGCGGCGGCCCGAUGGUCACGCUUGCACUGGUCCUGCUCGCCUGGUAA